AUGCAAAAAGAGAACCUCUCUAUAAUAGAGAUGUGGAAAAAAAAUCGUUUUGAAGAACGGAGGAUUGAGGUUGUCCAAUACAAAAAUCGACCUUUUAUUCAAAUUGAUAAACGCCCACGAAUUGAUUUAACUAAAGCCAUUGUUAGUAGGACAAUAGAAAUGGAAAUACCAAUAGAAGAAAGUAAGAAAUCACUAUGUUUUGAAGUUGUUUAUGAUAAACAAUUUGUCUUUUUUUGUAAAGAUGAUGACAUGGUUAGAUAUUGGGUAAAUAAAAUGGCGUUAGUUUCAAAGACACUUGGAGUGUUUGGGUAUCCACUAUCAUGUGCAGUUAAAAAAUCUUCAUGGCGUUUUCCUAUUCCAGUAUUUAGAUCAUUACAAUAUUUAUUAACACAUGAAGGAAAAGAGUUAGAAGGAAUAUUUAGAACUAACGCAUCUCAUGUGUCAUUGUCAAGAAUUAAAACAAUAUUAGACGGUGAUCAAGAUGUUGAUAUGGAGUCAUUUGAUGAUUGUAGAGUUGCUGCAGCAAUAUUAAAAGAUUAUCUUCGACAAUUACCAGAACCAUUAAUCCCAUAUGAAUACUAUAAACAAUUUAUUGAAUUACCAUUAAAAACUACUGACCCAAAACUGUUUAUGGAAAGUCUUCCUAAAAUGAAUCAAGAUACUUUGUGGUAUUUAUGUAGUUUUUUAUAUGAAAUUCAAUUAAAUGAAGAAAAAACAAGAAUGAAUGCAUCAAAUUUAGCCACAUGUAUUGGGUUAACUGUUUGUAGACCACCACCAUUUGAAGGUGUUGAUGAAUUAAUUCAUACAAAAAAUGCUAUAUCAGCUUUUGAAUUUGUAUUAAAUAAUUACGAACCAAUAUUUUUUUCUAUUAAACAACGUAAUGAAAAAGAAGGAUUAAUACCACCUGAAUAUCCAUGUGUUAUUCCACAUCAAAAAAUACCAUUUUGUAGAUUAACUGGUAUGAUUAAAACAUCUAUUAAAAAAGAUUCUGAUCUUCCUCAAGCAACACCUCAAGUAAGAACAAAAGCAAAACUAAGUAAAUGCAACAGUGAAACAAACUUAACUCCAGCACUUGAUAUAGAAAAAAAUAAAAAUAUCAGAGUUUCUGAAGUACCUUCAAAUCCUAAAGAAGAAUUAAAUAUUGAAAAAUUAGAUGAAGGAACAGAACAAGAAAAAGAAAAGGAAUUAGAACAUUGUGAAUCACCAAUUAGUGAUGGAACAACACCAAAAAUUAAAAAAGACCAAAAAGAAAAGAAGGGAAGAAAAGGAAGUGUUGAGGGAAAUAUUAAUACACUAAUUGCUAAAGGUUGGUCUAAAAUGAAGUUUGAAAGAAAAACUACUACAAAUUCUUCUUCUACCACAACUGAAUCAAAAGAAGAUAAAAAGAAAGAUGAAACUAAAGAAAAAGACACAAAACCUCCAAGAAGUCCAAGAGGACCUUUAUUAUCAUCUGGUUUUAAAAAACUUUCUCAAGAAAAGGAACAUAAACGAAAUGAACCUACAGAAUUAACAGAUGAACAAAUACUUACACAACAUAUCACUGAAAUGCAAAUUAAUCUUAUUGAAGACUUAAAAAAAGAGUUGGUUAAAUUAAAUGAUGAAUUAAAUAAAGUUAAAGCAGAACGUGAUUAUCUUAAAAAAAAAUAUGAACCAGAAAGUUUUAUUGAAUCUAAUAAAUAUGGAAUUACUACUGACAAUCAAAUUUCAUUUACUCAAAACCAAUUUAUUGAAGAAAAACAUGAAGAAAUUCAUACACAAUCUUUUAAUGACUAUGAACACAAUGAAAAAGAUAAUGAAAUAAAAGAUAGUAGUGAAAGUAGUAUAGAAAGUAAAGAAGAUAGUAAAGAAGAAAAGAAUGAAAAAUCUCCUUUAUUAAAAGAAAAUAAUGUAAUUCUUGAAAAAGAUAUUGAAUCACAUGAAAUUGGAAAAAAAGAAGGAGAAGAAUCAAAAGUAAUAUCUAGUUCAGGACCAGUACAUCUUUUAGAUGAAGAUACUGAAUUACCUAAUAAAGAAGUUAAAACAGACAAUAGUGAAUAG
This is a messenger RNA of Entamoeba dispar SAW760, 2037 nucleotides long. RefSeq lists its product as uncharacterized. Gene Ontology annotation, cellular component: cytoplasm. The record is from RefSeq and is a predicted model, not a curated record. The transcript has a single exon. The coding region runs from base 1 to 2037 and encodes 678 amino acids. NCBI's taxonomy places the organism in Eukaryota, Evosea, Mastigamoebida, Endamoebidae. Gene Ontology annotation, biological process: signal transduction; regulation of GTPase activity.